GCCAAAAUGGAGGCCAAGUCAUGAAAAAGUCAUCGAAAAACUGUCUUUUUAUACAGAUUUAGAGCUGUUUGAGUGUGAUAUAUUCAUUAUUUAUAGCACGUGUGGAAAUGAAGAAUAAAAUCUAAGAAGAAGAAUGGAGUUACGUUGAUGCAAGUUGAUCCUUGCAUAAGUUACGGGGUCAGUAAUCUGCAAAGAAUCCAUCAUGGCGGCUUCUUCCACCGCCAGCCAGAUCAACAUCCCUGGCCACGAGACCGGCACAGUUGACGACUCAAUCACAACUCUGCGUCACAGCUGGACGCGUAAUCAUAAACUUCACGAUCGCGCCAACAGCGACACAAAUCUGGCUGAGAUUGAACAAGACCAGCAGUCGAGUCUGUCCGUUAAUAAGUCCAACUACAUCUUAAGGAGCCAUGAUGGAAAUGUAACAAUAUCUUGGGACAUAAAGGAAGAAGUUGGUUCUAGCGAUUGGAUUGGUCUCUUUAAAGUCGGCGAAGGAAAUCCGGCCAAGUUUUUGGACCACAGGAAGCGUGGAGUAAGUGGUGGACGAAAGGGAACGAUAACAUGGAAACUUGACAAUCUUGAGGAUUGUUUCACUGAAAUUGACACUCAAGUGUACUUCAAAUACUACCAAGGAGCCAGUGGAAUGGUUCGUGCUAUAUCUCCCCCCAUCACCAUACGUAAUCUUCACAUUGGCCAUGCCGCAACCGCUGAUGUGGAUGGAAAUAGUCCUGAGUUAGUCAGGUUUUCAAUCACCAAUAUAAAAUCAAAGUGCCUCAAGAAGGGUAUGUUCUUCAAUCCUGAUCCAUAUCUGAAGAUGUCGAUUCAGCCUGGUAAGCGCAGUAGCUAUCCGGCAAUGCAGCAUCAUGGUCAGAUCAUGAGGACAAGUGUGAGGUCCAAUACAACAAGCCCGAACUGGACAAACGAGGAGUUUACGUUUGAAGCUUUGCCAAUGGAUAUCCUGGAGAUCGAAGUCAAAGAUAAGUUUGCUAAGAGUCGGCCAACGAUUAGUCGUUUCCUCGGGAAAUUGUCAAUACCAGUCCACAAGCUCGUCGAGAGGCUCGGCAACAGCUUCCAGGCACUGGCCUUGACCUUUAACCUCAUGCGGCGCACCCCAUCUGAAAACGUCAGCGGUACUUUAUCGUUUACAGCUUAUCUAGAGAAGGCGGAUGACAUACCUCGAAGAGUCACCCAUCACAGAAAGCCAACAGUAUUUGUGCGCGGAGAUUCCUCUCCUUCGAAACAUGAAAGUUCCCUGGAGGAGGACUCACAGAGCCCAUCGAAGGAACUGCCCAAUGGCCACUUACCUGAAACUAGUCAACUAAAUAAUUCUACUGCUCAGGCGGGGCAUGGUCAAGGUAGCAGACGUGUGCUUGUCACGCAGGAAGUCCGGGAACUUAUUCUUGGGGACCGUGAAUCGAAUCGGCGCGGUAACAAUAAUCGUGGAGUGAGGGAAGAAGUCCGAAUGGAUGAAAUACACCCGAGGGGUCUUGUGAUUGUUUCAAGGGAAAAUUCUGGAGACGCUGGUGGGGAAAUAGUUUCUAGGAGUUGUGGUGGUCAUGAGGUGAGGGGGACAAGAGUUCCCAAUGAGAGAUAUCCCCGUGUCCGAAACGUAGAUUCUAGUGGUAUUUGCGCUAUUAACAGAGACGAUUCUAUUGUUGGCAAACUGGAAUCGAUUGAUUCAAGCAGUAGGCUUGAAAAUGACCUCGAUAUGAAACUAGGUGAAGAAAAUCGGGAGGGUUCUGCUGGUACUUACGUAAAAUUACGCGAACCAGUUACCAAUGAGAUUGAGAUUCCAAAAGGUGCUUUAGCAAAAAGGUCAAACCCACCCGCACUGCCACUUGCAAGUCGGCCUAAAAUGAAUGGGUCGGGUGAUUUCUGGCGGUGGAAUCAAAACCAUGUUGAGGAAAAUGGUCAAGCGAAAACAGAGGAACGUAUUUAUGAAAAUGAGCAAGUUAUAAAACAGGCCAUAUUUGGUGCCAAGAAUGAUGUGGGUGCGUCUGGUCCAAAUGCGUCUGCAACCGGUGGAGACUUUUCUGCGCAGGGUAAGGGCUCAGAUGAAUCACAGAAAAACGGCGGUUUGGCAAAGAAUGAUGGCGCGCCAACGAAUUCGAUAUCAAAGACACCUAAACAGGAGGAGUUGGGUGCAUCUGGCAAGGACGUCCCGCGGACAAUUAGCUUCGAUAGCACGGAGGCGUUUGCAGGUUCCUUGGAACAUAUUGAUACGCCCAACGAAGAUGUUGAAAACGAUUUAGAAAAGGAUAUACACAGUAUACUUCAGCCGCCUAAUUUUCAAAAAGACUCGCUGGAUGUCAGUCCCUUGAGUGCGACUCUGACACUUCAGGCUCCCCUACCCGAUUGGGAUAGUAGUUUGUCGGGUCUGUCUGCGAUCACCACGACAUCAGACGUUUCGUUUUCGAAUGCUCGCACACCAACUUUGCAUUUAGGUUCUUCAUCUGAUGCUGUAACUCUGGAGGAAUUCGCUGAGGAUAAUGAUGUGUUUGAAGAGGAGGUGGAAGGCAUCGUGGCUGCAGCUUCAAGUCCAGAUGCCGAUCUCACGCCAAAGCAGCAGGUCGAGGUGGAGAGCGUAUUUAAUUAUGACGAUGCUCCCAAAACGGUUAUUGGUGAUAAAAUUGGUGCUAGAGUGAAUUCAAAUGUUGCAUCUUCAAAUGUUGCAGAUGAAGUCUUGUUAGAAAGUGAGGUUCAUGGGGAUGGGGUGGAAUGUUCAGAGGAAAAGGAUAAAAAGUCUGACGAUGCUCAUUCAUGUGAAGGUCGAGGUCAAACAGAUGUUGUGACCUUGGUCCCCGUUGCCCUGCGAAGGUCAUUUGAGCAACAGUCGUCGGAUGCGAAACAAGCUUCUGGUCUUUGCUCCGAGGGUUUAGCCGGUUCUGACAAGAAGGAUAUCAAGUCUAAAAGAACUCGCUCAGGUCAUGAUCAGAGUGACGCUGUGACCUUGGUCCCGAUUGCCCUUCAGGGGUCAGUCGAUCGACAGUUGUCCGAGGAUAACCCAGCUUUUGACACAAUGCCGUUUGGUUACAAAAAAUCAUUCGAUCCUGUGUAUGGAUUCCCGAUAACUUCAAAAGUAAACGAGAGUUCAACUGCUGCCAGUUCUGAUUGUGGCCUUGAAGAGGAGGCGCCCCCUGUCCCUGCUAAAAGUACUAGUCCAAGCGGUAACGUUAAUCGCGCAAUAACGUUCCCAUCGCAAACCCAAGCUGUCGCUUCCCAAGGUGCUGUUGAAAAUGAGACAUAUAUGUACGGUUUACCGAAAUCUCCUAAGGAGAGUACGUCAAUGACCAGUUCCGUUGACAACAAAACAUAUUUUUUAUCUCACUCGCAACCGGUGAGUACUGUUGAACCGUCGAAGGCGAGAAAACUAGUAGCGGGAAAAGAUACUUCAAAAGAACGCUCCCUGGAGAUGUCAAGGUCACAAAAUUUGUCGAAAGAUCGAAUGAUGCAAAGUUCUCGACAAAAUCGUAAUUCAAAUUCACGUGCACUUCACCAUCGUCGUGUCACCGAUCCCGCAAUUCGGUCGUGUGAGUUUCAGAAAAUAUGUCAGUUGCCUGAGAGGGCUGAAUCGCAAAGGGUUCCAAAGAAAGAUAAAUCUCACCCUCGGCAUGUGGGGAUGAAUCGCGGUCGUUCAGCUAACGAUGCUAAUCUUGAGCCGCCGUUUGUCGAAUUAUGCGGGGUUCAGGAUUCACGGAAGCAACAGGAGUUACUAAAACAGCAACAGGAGCUACUUAAACAGCAACAAUUAGAGAGCCACCUGGUUCACCCUGAGGUACUUAGAGAAUUUGUCAAAAAUUUUGAAAAAAUGCAAUCGCAAAAAAGUCCUGGGGAUGUGAAUGAUGAUUGUUUCACUGUGCAGGAUUCUCAAAGUCAGACUGAAGAAAAGCCCCCUGGGGUACUGCCAGUGGCUAAAAGUAACGUCAGGCAUGCACAGCGUAAAGGAGGGAUGCGUUACACACCCCCACGGAAGGAGUCAUUGGACUACUCCGACCCGGAGGACAUAGAUCAGCCGCAGCCAGAUUUAUAUUGCGGUCCAAGGGGUCAGUCACAGAGUGCUCUAAACGGCUUGGCCGCCAGUCUUUCACUCAAUAUACCUAGUCGACAGCUUCGGGAAACGAAUAUCGACUCUUCAGAUAUCCCACCGCCACUGCCACCGAAAACAAAAACUCCCCCUGGUGGAAAAAGUGAUCAAAUGCGAAAACGUACUGACGAUGGUUGUAGACUUCAAAAAUACCCUGCAGAUUGUGAUAAAAGUUUAGUAGAUCGGACCCAGUCUUUCAAUGUUGAUGGCAGACCUGAUGGUGUGAAAACGCGUCGGACUUCUGAAGGUGUCACAAGUCAUCAUGGUCAGAGUCGGUGUUCUGUCCCGCAGUCUAUUAUGGCACUUGCAAAUAUGCAUCACACUGCGACUAACGAUCUGUACAUGAAUGCCGAGCAAAGGGCCAUGCAUCGUGCCUCGAUGCCACCUUCAGUUACGGACAACCAGGAGCCGACAUUUAAGCUUCAAUCUGUGGAGGGCUGCACACGUGACGACAUGGAUCAUUCCCCGACGAAAAAAAUGUCUUCGGGGAGGCCCGAGGAGCGCGAGCAGACGCGGCAACACAUCCACCAACAUCUUCAGCUGUGGCAUCAGAAACAGCAGAAACGAAAAACGCCGACAGACGGUAGUAACUGCAGCACUCCGCGUGAGGGUCGGUCCAUGACAGAAAGCGACCUAAUAAGAACACUGCAAUUGGAAGCUGAUGGCAGCAGUCAAGACGACCCAGGCCGUUUGGAAAUCAGACGAUUAGAAAUGUCCCCUCAGGCCUCACGGAUCGAGGACCGACCGAGCCCUGAUAUUCCUGCGAGGCCACGUGCUAGUCCAGAUGGGAUGCAGCAAAGUGUGGAGGUCCCACCCCUGCAUGCGGCUCAGAAACACCAAGGUCAAUGGGGCAGUCCUGGUCAGCUUGGCGCCCGCCCACACCACGCGGACUCCCCGGAAAUGGAGAUCUGGGAACUGAGGCCAGUUCCUCCAAAACAACGUCAACCAGAGGCCCAAAUCUCGGGAAGCGGAACCAUGAACCGACUUCCAUCACUGCCCGAGAAACGAGUCCAGAUUGACACGUUCUCUGAAGAGGACCUUUUGCCUUCAGGCUGGGAAUCUCGUGUCGAUGCCCAUGGGCGAAUAUUCUACAUCGACCACGUGAAUCGUAAAACCACGUGGGAACCGCCAACUCUGCCGACAUCCUUGGAGGAAACGCCCGCGUUUAUGAACGAACAGCGUGAACAAUUCGAACGACGCUAUCAGAGCAUCCGGCGCACUGUGAAUCGAACCAAUCCAGAGCCGAUGGAGCUGGCGCCACCUGCCACUACAGAACAGACACCGCCCACGCAGAUCACGUCACAGCCAGAGCGGCACGCCGUGAAUCAGACGCCGGCGGUGAAGUUUUUGUGUCGUGCCGAUUUCUAUCACAUUUUGAAUAAUAACGAGGCUGCGCUCCUAGAAUACAACAGAAACAACACUCUGAAACAUAUGAUCACCAAAGUACGACGGGACCCCUCGACGUUUGAGCGGUACCAACAUAAUCGCGACCUGGUCGCGUUUCUCAAUCUGUUUAACGAGUUGAGUCGAGAACUUCCUCCAGGUUGGGAGAUGAAGUUUGACAGAUCUGGAAAGUCUUUCUUCAUCGACCACACGUCGCGUACUACCACGUUCAUUGACCCUCGUUUUCCUGUCGAGGGGCCGAUCCUUGUGACCGCAUACAGCCACACACCACUACAGAGGCAGCGGAGUCGUAGCGAGGGGGAGAGUGAACCCCCCGUGCCCCCACCGCCACCAAGACCCCAGGCGUCCAUACAGCAAGCCAGUCCAUCUCUUCCAAUGCCCCAACCACCAACAGCUUAUAAUGACAAAGUGAUUGCAUUCCUCCGCCAGCCGAACAUAUUUGAGAUUCUACAGGAGCGCCACCCAGCUUUCAAAUCGAACAGCGCGCUCCGUGAGAAGGUGACAUCAAUAAGGAACGAUGGUGUCGAGGCGCUGGAGAGAUUGUGUAAUGACAUUGAUCUGAUUAUCCUGCUGAGUUUAUUCGAACAAGAUGUCAUGUCCUACAUCCCACCGAUGUUAGCGUUUGCUGCCACUGGCACGAGAUCGCCACGCGGUGGCUCGCCAACCCACUCACCACAGGGCUCGCCGGCUGUCCAACGGGCAAACGUUCGUGUCCCUGCGCCCUACAAGAGAGAUUUUCAAGCCAAACUACGAAACUUUUAUAAAAAGGUGGAAUCGAAAGGCUAUGGUCAAGGACCUGGAAAAAUCAAAAUGACAGUUCGGAGAGAACAUGUUCUGGAGGAUUCCUUUGCGAAAAUCAUGUCCAUAUCAAAGAAGGAGCUGCAGAAGAAUAAAUUAUACGUUACGUUUGCCAGUGAAGAAGGUCUCGACUAUGGCGGCCCCUCAAGGGAGUUUUUCUUCCUCCUUUCACGAGAACUCUUCAAUCCGUAUUACGGUCUGUUCGAAUACUCUGCCAAUGAUACGUACACGGUGCAGAUCAGCCCGAUGUCCGCCUUCGUGGAGAAUUGCCACGAAUGGUUUCGUUUUGCCGGCCGUGUCCUGGGCCUGGCGCUCGUCCAUCAAUAUCUGCUCGAUGCCUUCUUCACACGGCCAUUUUACAAGCUGCUGUUAAGAUUGCCUCCAUCCCUAAGUGACCUUGAAUCACUGGACGCUGAGUUCCACCAAUCACUUCUGUGGAUAAAAGACAACGACAUCUCUGACUGUGGCCUUGACCUCACAUUCUCCGUCGACGAGGAAAUAUUCGGACAGAUAUCGGAACGCGAUCUCAAACCAAACGGCCGCAAUGUCCCGGUCACAGAGAAAAAUAAAAAGGACUAUAUUGAGCGGAUGGUGAAAUGGCGGGUUGAGCGCGGCGUAUCGGAGCAGAAAGACAGUUUGACGCGGGGAUUUUAUGAGGUGAUAGACUCACGUCUGGUGUCAAUAUUCGAUGCGCGGGAACUCGAGUUGGUGCUGGCUGGAACUGCUGAAAUUGAUACUGUUGACUGGCGGAAAAAUACGGAAUAUAGAUCAGGCUACCAUGACCAGCAUCCUGUGAUUAAGUGGUUCUGGAUGACAAUAGAGCGCUAUGACAAUGAACGACGCUUGCGCCUCCUGCAGUUUGUAACCGGAACCUCCAGCAUACCGUAUGAAGGAUUCUCCGCCCUCCGAGGGAGUAACGGUCCACGCAAGUUCUGUAUUGAGAAGUGGGGCAGAAUAACCAGUCUUCCUAGAGCUCACACCUGCUUCAACCGGUUGGAUCUUCCACCCUACUUGUCUUUCGAGAUGCUGUUCGAGAAACUCACUAUCGCAAUUGAGGAAACGGGGGCGUUUGGUAUAGAAUAGUUGUAGCGCUUUAGUCACUACCUUAGUGGCACAAAUUGAGACUCUUGGCGCGGAUCGCUAGAUAUUUCAUGGAUGAAACUAGAGUGGAACCUCCCUCAGUGGACACCUCUCUAUUAAGGACUCCCUCUCUAUUAAGGACAACCUCUCUAUUAAGGCCAACAUCUCUAUUAAGGACACUAGUUUUGGUCCCAAAUUGGUUGUUUCUAUUCAAUUUGACCUCUCUAAUCAGGACACCUCUCUAUUAAGGACAACCUCUCUAUAAGGACAAUAGUUUUGGUCCCAAAUUGGUUAUUUCCAUUCAAUUUGGCCUCACUAAUCAGGACACCUCUCUAUUAAGGACAGCACUUGUCAGUCCCGAGGGUGUCCUUAAUAGAGAGUUUCUAUUAUACAUUUAACCUUGACCGGCACUGCAGCAGAUGUUGGCAUUUAGUAUCAAUCAAUCGUAGUUGCCUCCUGGUGCCAAGUGAUGAGGUUAUCGAGUUAAAUCGCUGUUUGGUUAAGGACAGGUGCUUGAUGUGACGGGAAAGAAUCCAGAUCAUUAUAGUCACCCCGGCUAUUCAGACCUCCAAGCUGCCGGGCAUACCCAUUCUGACGAGCUGCCGAUGCCAGACUUUAUAAGCACCCAGUGACGAUUUUCAAUAUAGCACCAGAAAAUCCCUUUCAAUGUCGAGAAGAUGCCUAGCCACAAAAGAUUAAUGCCUUCCUUCGGAUCUUCGAACAUUAUUCUAAAAUACCUAAAACUCAA
Molecule: messenger RNA, 8114 nt
Organism: Lineus longissimus
Lineage: Eukaryota; Metazoa; Nemertea; Pilidiophora; Heteronemertea; Lineidae
Product: E3 ubiquitin-protein ligase HECW2-like
Exons: 19
Coding region: 203-7369 (2388 amino acids)
Biological process (GO): protein polyubiquitination; regulation of dendrite morphogenesis
Cellular component (GO): cytoplasm
Molecular function (GO): ubiquitin protein ligase activity; protein binding
Source: RefSeq, a predicted model, not a curated record